Alligator sinensis (Chinese alligator) is the source of this 2642-nucleotide messenger RNA. RefSeq names its product TNF receptor associated factor 6 (gene TRAF6). The transcript is spliced from 9 exons. The record is from RefSeq and is a predicted model, not a curated record. Gene Ontology annotation, cellular component: plasma membrane signaling receptor complex. Gene Ontology annotation, biological process: interleukin-1-mediated signaling pathway; regulation of canonical NF-kappaB signal transduction; regulation of apoptotic process. Gene Ontology annotation, molecular function: tumor necrosis factor receptor binding; ubiquitin protein ligase activity; zinc ion binding. NCBI's taxonomy places the organism in Eukaryota, Metazoa, Chordata, Crocodylia, Alligatoridae. The coding region runs from base 544 to 2181 and encodes 545 amino acids.
GCAGAGCGGCCGUGGGAGGCGGGUCCCAGCCCCGGGCUCGGCUAAGGCUUCUCCUCCCCCGUGGGCCCGGCCCUGCCCUGCCCUACCCCUGCCGCGGCCGGGGGGCGCGCCGCCUCCGCAGACCCUGCAGGCACAGCGCCGCGGCGGAUCGUGCCUGGCCUGAGGGGGCUUCGCCUCUGGCUGCGCGGGAGGCUCCGGGCUGGGCCCGAUUUCUCUUAUAUGUAUUAUGGAUUUGAACAGAAAGAUUUGGAUUGGGCUGAUCGUGCCUCAGGCAGGGGUUGGCUGCCCUAGAUGACCUCUGGAGAUCCCUUCCAGCCUGACUUCUCUGUGCUUCUCUAACACUGUAGAUCCCUGUUUGAAAGCUCACCUUCCAGCUGAGGAUCUCAAAGCAUUCUAAAAAUAUGAGUGUAAACUUGCAACACCUUAUCCUAUUAUCCUGAGAUGAGGCAAAUCUGAGACACAGUGAAUAAGCAUCUGACCUUGACAACACCGCUGAGCACAGUGCUUAUUAGUGAGCGCCUCCUUGGCACUGAGCUGGUUACUAUGAGCUUGCUACAAAGUGAUAACAGCUGUGGAGCCAGAGAACUGGAGAGUGGCUGCUGUGCAGCCAUGGCCAGCGCAUGCAGCGCUGGAGCAAAAGAAGACAGUGCAAGUGUCAGCAGUGGGACUGGAAAUGCACCAAAUUCCUUCACGGAAGAGACCCAGGGAUAUGAUGUAGAGUUCGAUCCGCCCCUGGAAAGUAAAUACGAGUGUCCUAUCUGUUUGAUGGCUCUUCGGGAAGCAGUGCAGACACCAUGCGGACACCGCUUUUGCAAAGGCUGCAUUGUCAAAUCAAUAAGAGAUGCAGGUCACAAAUGUCCAGUAGACAAUGAAAUUCUACUUGAAAAUCAACUUUUCCCUGACAACUUUGCCAAGAGGGAAAUCCUCUCGCUAACAGUGAGAUGUCCCAACAAAGGGUGCCGUUUGAAGAUGGAGCUGAGACAUAUAGAGGAGCAUCAGUUACAGUGCAACUUUUCAUGUGUGGAAUGCCCACAGUGCCUGGGCUUCUUCCAGAAGAAUCAGAUGAAAGAGCACAUGACACAGGAAUGUCCACGGCGGCAAGUCUGCUGUCCCAACUGUGCCACAUCUAUGGCUUAUGAAGAUAAAGAGCACCACGAACAGCACUGUCCACUGGCAAAUGUGUUUUGUGAAUAUUGUAAUACUAUGCUUAUUAGACAACAGAUGCCUAAUCAUUAUGAUAAUGACUGUCCUACAGCCCCAGUCCCGUGUACUUACAGUGCCUUUGGAUGUCCUGAAAAGAUGCAGAGAAAUGAAUUGGCACGCCACAUGCAGGAAUUUACUCAGGUUCACAUGAGAAUGAUGGCUCAGACUCUCCGAAGUAUCAGUAUGACUGCCACAGUUCCUGUAUCCUUCUCCAAUGGCCCAUCCUUUGAGCCAGCCCUUUUCUCCCACCCUUCAUCUUCUCCAUAUGAGUGCAACCCGGAAGUAGAGAACUUCAAGGAGACCAUUCAGCAGUUGGAAGGUCGCUUGGUAAGACAAGAUCACCAAAUCAGAGAGCUGAUUGCUAAAAUGGAAACUCAGAGUAUUAACAUGGUUGAGCUCAAACGUACUAUCCGAAACCUAGAGGGGAAAAUUGCUGAAAUGGAGGCACAGCAAUGUAAUGGCAUUUAUAUCUGGAAGAUUGAGAAUUUCUCUUCACUUCUGAAAGCCCAAGAAGAAGAAAGGCCUGUUGUGACACACAGCCCUGGCUUCUACACUGGAAAACCUGGCUACAAACUGUGUUUGCGUCUGCAUAUCCAGUUACCAAAUGCUCAGCGUUGUGCAAACUUUAUAUCCCUUUUUGUCCAUACUAUGCAAGGGGAAUACGACAGCUAUCUGCCUUGGCCAUUCCAGGGCACCAUACGGCUUUCUAUUCUGGAUCAAUCAGAAGGACCUGAAAGGCUGAAUCAUGAAGAAGUAAUGGAAGCCAAACCUGAGCUGCUAGCCUUCCAGAGACCAACAAUCCACCGCAACCCAAAGGGUUUUGGUUACGUGACUUUCAUGCACCUGCAAGCUCUGAAACAAAGAACCUUUGUAAAAGAUGAUACCCUUCUUGUGCGCUGUGAAGUUGUAACUCGAUUAGAUUUUAACAGUCUCCGGAGGGAGGGAUUUCAGCCUCGUAGUACUGAUGGUGUGGUGUAGUCUGUACCUUAACCAAAAGAGUUCUGCUUCCUUUCCACAACAGACUAUAGCAGGCUUGUCCAACAUACGGUCCGUGGGCUACCAUGUAGCCCGCCAAGCCAUUUUAUCUGGCCCAAGGCAGGCAGCGGUAGCCCGCAGUGCCACAGCGAGGCGGGCAGCGACGGCCAGUGGCGAGGCGGGCAGGGGAGGGGAGCUGCUUACCCCCACAGGGCCUGGGGGAGCAGCCCCGCACGGGAGGCCAAGCAGCGGCCACUGCUGGCUCGUGCUUGCCUCCCCACGCGCCUGCUUCAGGCCAGCCCCGCUGCCCUGCCCUGCCUCAGCAAGGCGGCGCCUCCUCCCCUGGCCAGUCUCCCCCUGGGAGCUGCAGCCCUCUGGGCCCGGCCGCCCACGCGCGAGGCCCUGAGGGGGCUGCUUCUCACUUGCUGCUGAGCACAGGAGGAGCCCAGCCGGGUCUUCACGGG